CAAAACGGGACGGCGAGGUUUAGAAUCGACGCGCGAAGAGGAAACGCCCGACUGCGAAAAUGCUGGAUUCCGAUUCCGGACCUUAAACAGUUUCCAGUCUGGCUAUUUGGGGCUGAACAGCCCUCGUCACUCUCCACUCGCACCAGAAUCCUGCGAUGCAUUCACUUCUCACUCUCGGUUCGGGUUGAAUUCCCCAUACAUGCGUGCUCUUAGGUUAGAUUUGUUUUGCUCGUGAAGCUUCUUGAUUGAAUUUUGACCUUGGAAGACCCAUUUUUUCCGGUUGGGGGCAGGAGUGAACGUGCAUUGCCGGAGGGAGAUCCUGUAUCGGAGGGCUUUCGUAUUUUUGUAAUUGAAGGGGCGGAGUUUUUUCUGGUGCCAGUUUUUCCCGCCUGAUUACAUGAUGUCUAGUAUUCAUAACCAAAAUAUUGUUAUGUUUUCUGAUUGUACUUUUUCACUAGUUUGUUCGAAACGAAGGAUUCAGAUAUUUAUUUAUUUUUUCCCUUAUAAAUCUUUAAAUGCAUGUCGGUAUGUUUUGUAUGAUUCAAAACCUUUUUUUUUCACCGAGUACAUACCUAGGGCUUGUUACCCCGAUGGAGUUGUUUGUAAAAAUAACCUAAACGAUUUAUAUGCUUUUCAUUGAGUUGUGUGGGUGCAAAACAAAUUUGGGUUUUCCACUCUCUCCACUAACCCCUCUCCUCAAGCCCAAGCUCGAGCUCAGCAGACGUUUCGGUUUCGAAUUUUCUUUAGAAGUUUUGAGAGCUGAAUUAUUAUUUUUUAAUUAUUAAUUUUUGAUUAUCCAAAUAUAUUUGGACGGCCUUCAAGACCGAGGAGGAGAGAGGACUAGGGAGAUGAUAACUGGAGAAAUCGGGUUGGUGCAAAAUUGAAGUCAUCCGUCGAGCUUGGUAAAUGACACUAUCCUGAUUUCUACUCUAGUCCUUCCGGAACCCUGCGACAUCUCUGAUUGCUAACAUUGCGGAACCCGAGUUCUCUACCAGAUUAUACUGUUGUGGCAAUGAACUGGGUUUUAAAGGAGGGGACAUGAUCGGGAGUUUGUGUAUUGUAGAAGGGUUUCAAUCGGAUUGGUUUUGAUUUAUGUUUUUUUUUAUCUUUGGCUAGGUUUUGAUUUGUGUAUUGCGCAUUUGUUCUGGGACACGAACCUAGUUUUGUUCUUUCCGUAUUGUGCAUUUGUUCUGAGACACGAACCUGGUUUUGUUCUUGUGAAUUGUGCAUCUGUUGAAACAUGAUUGGUAUUGAUUUGUGCAUCUGUUCCAAGUUUGAAUGUUGUUGUUGAAAUGAGCAAGUUUGAAUCUGAGUUUGGAUUGAUUUACUGGACGAAUUUGAUUUUGGUUGGGGAAGAAGAGAAGACACAGAGGGCCGAAAGUUCUUGUUCUUGGUUAGAGGGGCAUUUAGGACUUUUCACUUUUAUAUCUAUUUUAUUUAAUUAAAUAUAAAAGUGAAAUUUCUUUUACCUAUUGAUCAUAGCAUACCGAACAAAUUCAGUGAUCAAAUUUCUAAUAAGCUCCUUUCUAAUUUAUUCCAUUCCUUUUUAUGUUAGAUGCAAGAAUUUUGGAACAUCUUUGCUCCCUUUCUAUCUUACUGUUACCAAUGUAUGUACCAUAAUGGAUUGCUUUAUCUGGCUCUAAUCUUCUUUUUCCUAUUCUUUGACAGAUUGUAGACUUGAACUGUUGUUGAGAGACUGAAGAUGGAUGGAGAUAAUUCUGGUUUGGAGAGUGACAAUUAUGACUGGAAUACUGAGGAUGAGCUAGAAAUUGAAAAUUUUCAAUCUUCAUCUUCAAAUUUAACUGUUCCUAAUGGAGAGGCUAUUUUUGGGUCUGGAGAAGCAAGCUCAUCUCCAGGUUCAUCAAAUUCCAAGAUGUUCGAUCACUUUGUUGGAAUGGGAUUUUCUGAAAAAUUGGUUUCAAAAGUAAUUCAGGAAAAUGGGGAGGAAAAUGCAGAUUUACUUCUUGAAACACUUCUCACAUUGUCGGCUUUGGAUAGUUCUACUGAAAAUGACAAGGAAAUUGAAUCCGACUUUUGCUCUUCAGAUGUUGAAGGGAGUCCUCUUGAUGAUUGCUCAGAUAUUGAUAGUUUCUCAGAUGAUGAGGAAUUUAUGAAACCUGUAUCUGAGAACAACGGUAAAUUGAAGACCUUGGUGAAGAUGGGUUACAAUGUUCAGGAGGCUUCAGUUGCCAUGGACAGAUGUGGUGUGGACGCCUCACUUGCAGAACUGACAGAUUUUAUUUGCGCUGCUCAAAUGGCUAAGGCUGCAGAUGCCCUUAUGGCCCCUGAAGAGAAGGUACCACGAUGCGGUGAUCAUACUAAUAAAAAGAAGCGUAGUUAUUAUGAACGCGAGGUUUUGGGAAGGAAAAAACCAAGGGAUUCUGAAAAAAGAACUUCUAAUGAAGAUGAUGAGAUGUUGCAUAUUCCAAAACCAAUGUAUGGUUUUGGGGUUCCUACAGACGAGACAUUCUCUAUAACACAUAGAACACUUCCUGAGGCUGCCAGUGGACCUCCUUACUUCUACUAUGAGAAUGUUGCACUUGCACCUAAAGGUGUUUGGCAAACAAUAUCUAGAUUCUUGUACGACAUCCCACCUGAGUUUGUGGAUUCAAAGUAUUUCUGUGCAGCUGCCAGGAAAAGGGGCUAUGUUCACAAUCUCCCCAUCCAAAACAGAUUUCCUCUUCUUCCACUUCCAGCACGUACAAUUCACGAGGCUUUGCCCCUAACAAAGAAAUGGUGGCCCUCUUGGGAUCAAAGGACCAAACUUAAUUGUUUGCAAACAGCUAUUGGCAGCGCAAAACUAACAGAGAGGAUUAGGAAGGCUCUAGAAAGAUAUGAAGGGGAUCCACCAUUACAUAUCCAAAAGAAUGUUCUUGAUGAAUGUCGGAAAUGGAAUCUUGUUUGGGUGGGAAGGAAUAAGGUUGCCCCACUGGAGCCUGAUGAAGUAGAAAUGCUUUUAGGUUUCCCCAGGAAUCACACUAGAGGAGGUGGAAUUAGUAGGACUGACAGGUAUAAAUCACUGGGCAAUUCAUUCCAGGUUGACACUGUGGCAUACCACCUGUCAGUUCUCAAGGACUUGUACCCCAAUGGCAUCAAUCUUCUCUCUCUGUUUUCUGGAAUCGGUGGUGCAGAAGUAGCUCUUUAUCGGCUUGGCAUUCCUCUUAGGAAUGUUGUUUCAGUUGAGAAAUCAGAGGUGAACAGGAACAUAGUCAGAAGCUGGUGGGAGCAAACAAAUCAGAAAGGAACUUUAAUUGACUAUGACGAUGUACAGCUGCUAAAUGGUGAUCGGUUGGAGGCCCUGAUAAACACUUUUGGGGGUUUUGAUCUUAUUGUUGGUGGGAGUCCGUGUAAUAACCUAGCUGGUAGCAAUAGAGUUAGCCGAGAUGGCCUCGAGGGCAAAGAAUCAUCUCUCUUUUUUGAUUACUGUCGUAUUCUGGACUUGGUCAAAUGUAUAAUGGCAAAAGGUCAAUGACUUUUGUCAAGAGAUCACCUGUGUUUAUGCUAUUGUGUUGGACUAAUUUGGAUCGUUCUAUUUAAACUGGAAACUUUUGCCUGAUUCA
Messenger RNA from Prosopis cineraria, 3560 nucleotides. Its product is annotated as DNA (cytosine-5)-methyltransferase DRM2. The transcript is spliced from 9 exons. Gene Ontology annotation, molecular function: DNA (cytosine-5-)-methyltransferase activity. The coding region runs from base 1703 to 3472 and encodes 589 amino acids. The record is from RefSeq and is a predicted model, not a curated record. Gene Ontology annotation, cellular component: nucleus. Lineage: Eukaryota; Viridiplantae; Streptophyta; Magnoliopsida; Fabales; Fabaceae.